CAACAACAAUCCAAAACAGCAAAACAAAGAAAAGCAAAGCAAAGCAAAACAAAGCAAAACAAACACCCAAUAUUCCAAAUACUAGACUCUUACUACAAAAUGGAUAGCGAUCUAAAGUACCUCCUCUCUCUCCAAGCCGUCCGAGACCAAGCUUCCAAGGUCUUCGAAUCGGCAAAGCGAGGGCAAUUGAAGCACUUCGAGUAUGACGAAGGCCGAAUGGGAGAGGUUGCUGAUUACGUAUCCAAGGUCAUUGAUCGUGAUUUCGGCCCCGAUAAAUACGACACUAUUCCCCCUCAUGGUCGCUGGCAGCAUUUCGAGGUUGGAGACGUUGCACGCGUCGAUUCCCUUGUGAAGCGCUGGUCCAGUGAAGAUGGGGUUGAUCAAACUGAGAUCACUCGACGAUUGGUCGAUCUGUUCUUUGUGUCGGUUCUUCUUGAUGCUGGAGCAGGCGAUGUCUGGCGUUUCAAAGAACCGGGUACUAGACAAGUUGUUGUCCGGAGUGAGGGUAUUGCUGUGGCAUCGCUUCACAUGUUUACAGCUGGAUCUUUCAGUUCUGACAGUUCUCUAAAGGAGAAAGUCGAUGCGAAGGGUUUGAUCCAGUUGCAAGACACCAGCUUCGAACAGCACUUCCAGGUGUCAACUGAGAAUCCUAUGGUUGGAGUAUCAUCACGUGUUAAGUUGCUACAAGCUGUUGGCUCUUCCUUGUUGAAGCACCCUGCAGUCUUCGGGGAGCUCGGCCGUCCAGGAAACUUAGUGGACUACCUCACAGAAAAGGCAUCUGUAUCCAAGGUCCUUGACUAUGAACAGCUUUGGUUCUGCUUACAGGACCUCCUUAUCCCUUCCUGGCCAGGAAACCGCACUGUCUUCAAAGGCCAACCCAUCGGAGAUGCAUGGCCUCUCGAAGUGCUGGCUGAAAUCGCUGAUAGCCAGGGCGAUAAAGACCCCAAGAGCAAAAUACAGCCGUUCCACAAGCUUACACAGUGGCUAGCCUACUCACUUUCCGUGAUCUUUGAGAGGCAGUUAGGCUUCACCUGGAAGAACAUGCAUCUCGGCACUGGACUGCCCGAAUACCGAAAUGGUGGAUUGUUUGUUGAUCUCGGGGUCUUGAAUUUGAAGCCUGAUGACUUGAAAGCUGGAAAGGAAAACUCGGGACAGGACCUUCCACAAUUUGAAGCCUCUGACGAUGUGAUCGUUGAGUGGCGUGCUCUAACUGUCGCGCUGCUGGAUGAACUGCACAAGAUGCUUCAGGAGAAGUACGAGCCUCGAGGAGUCAGUUUGAGUCUUCUUCAGAUGUUGGAGGCUGGGAGUUGGAAGUCUGGACGGCUUUUGGCUGCUGAGUUGCGGCCUGAUACUAAGUGCAGUCCGAUUCUGGUUAUUAGUGAUGGUACGCUGUACUAGUAGGAGUUGGUUAAGGAUAAUUUACCCGGUGGUCAACAUCUAGCGAGUAAAUCAAUCCUCAUAUGACAUAAACAAACCAAAAUUGGUAGAUAUACCGGUGGAGGUGUUUCAUUGGCCGUUGGUAAACCAGUGCGGAGAGGUCCGUCGGACGCGGCCGGGGCCCGCUCAACCACUGCAGAAGGAUCAUUCACAGGUGAUGAAACUAAUUUACAUACUUAUAGCAAGUACAAAUAUCUCUGUAGUGGAAUUUUCUCAAUAAAGAGGCACGACUCUGAAAAAACGAC
Messenger RNA from Fusarium redolens, 1682 nucleotides. RefSeq lists its product as uncharacterized. The record is from RefSeq and is a predicted model, not a curated record. NCBI's taxonomy places the organism in Eukaryota, Fungi, Ascomycota, Sordariomycetes, Hypocreales, Nectriaceae. Bases 100 to 1398 code for a protein of 432 amino acids. The transcript has 4 exons.